Talaromyces amestolkiae is the source of this 1464-nucleotide messenger RNA. RefSeq lists its product as uncharacterized. Gene Ontology annotation, molecular function: transmembrane transporter activity. Gene Ontology annotation, biological process: transmembrane transport. The transcript has 3 exons. Bases 1 to 1464 code for a protein of 487 amino acids. Lineage: Eukaryota; Fungi; Ascomycota; Eurotiomycetes; Eurotiales; Trichocomaceae. The record is from RefSeq and is a predicted model, not a curated record.
AUGGCAACCGAACCUAGCAACUGGCCAUUGCCAUGGCGUAUAAUGAUUCUCCUCAACGUGAGCUUCUAUAACAUGAUGGGAAACGUGUUUGCUGCUGGCGUUUCUCCUAUGUUCACUCUUCUUAUUGAAGAUUUGCAUUGUUCGACCAAUCAAGCAGCACACCUGACGACAUAUGCACUGCUCAUGCUAGGACUUUCGAAUCUUUGGGCUGUGCCAAUUGUGGAAUACUUGGGCAAACGAUACACGAUUCUCAUAUCAAUGACGGUCUUUCUCGCAGCGAAUAUAUGGGCGGCGACGGCGCAGACGUACGAUUCGCUACUAGGAACGAGAUUUCUCGGCGGCUUAUCUGCGGGAGUUAUCGAAGCAUUAGGACCAAUUAUUGUCUCAGAAUGUUUUCGUGAGAAGCAACUUGCUACUGCUAUGGUUGUUUACGUCGGAUUUUUGGCAGCUGGGUCAGCUAUCGGUCCAAUUGUAGCCGGCGGAAUUGCGUCUGGCCUGAAUAGCUGGCGCUGGUUUUUCGUAGUCUCGUCUAUCGUAAUUGGUGUCAAUCUUGUGGCCUCCAUUUUGAUGCUUCCAAGCAGUGAAUAUGCCGUUGACAACAGCUAUGGUGCCAACGACGAAACCCAAGAAACCAAAAUUAUGGGCACGCCAUGCGAUACGCAAUGUGAAAUUGAGUCUACCGAGAAUGAAAUCGAGACACCGAAGAGUCACUAUAAAAUUUGGGUGGAAAGGUCAUUCUAUUUUCGGGUCGAGAGUGGGCGACAUCGAGAGAGCCUGCUGAAACUACUCGUUCGCCCAUUUCCACUGUUACUCUUGCCUGAAGUGCUAGUUACAACCCUUACUUUCGGUCUAACCAUCGGCUGGACAGUUCUGACGUCUGUCCUAGUCGGCAAUCUCUAUGCAAUGCCUCCGAGGCUAUUUGCUCCGUGGCAGAUUGGCUUUAUCAACUUUGGAGCCCUUAUAGGGCUGAUGAUCGGGCUUCCGAUAGGCGGUGUAGUCGCCGACUUGUUGUCAAUGAGAGCAUUGAAGAAGGCCAACGGGCAACAUGACCCUAAAAGCAGGAUACCGCUUGUCUUGCUUGGGGCUCUAAUAAGUCCUACUGGAUGCGUAGUCAUCGGAGUAUCUCUUCAACACGAUCUAAACUGGGCCGGUACGAGUGUGGGUUGGGGUUUACUGUCCUUUGGGCUCACUGCUUCAGCCAACAUACUUUUGACGUACGCCGUUGAUUGCCACCUAUCUCGAGCUAUGGAAAUUGGUGUCCUUGUCAAUGUCAUCAAGAAUAGCAUAGGAUUUGGGGUUUCAUAUGCUGCCAUCACUUGGUACGAUAAGUCUGGUGGAGAGGUACAGUAUGGGUCAAUGGCUGGAAUCUUGUGGGCGGCUUAUUUCCUUGUUAUUCCCCUCUAUUUUUUCAGCGACUCCUUAAAGAAACUUUCUGCUCGUUGGUUCACAGAGGAUGGUGCAUAG